Molecule: messenger RNA, 1284 nt
Organism: Trichobilharzia szidati
Lineage: Eukaryota; Metazoa; Platyhelminthes; Trematoda; Strigeidida; Schistosomatidae
Source: the annotation of a GenBank genome assembly
AAAAUGAAACUGAUUACAACUCAGGCAGACUGAAGGCAAUAAGAAAAAAUAAGGACUUCAUUUUAACAUUUUGACAUGUCAAGAAUAGAUCGGAUGAUGAAAAUAUCAACUAUACGAAUGAUAUUAUUUACAAAUAUGCUCUAUUUUACACUUGCAUGGUAUCCUCCAAAUCAUGCGAUGCCUAAGAACACUAAUGAUCAUCAUUUUCAUCGUUCAGUGUUGUAUGAAUCUAAUCGUGGGUAUACUAAUUCACAGUAUGCUGAUGAACCAAGUGUAGAACAAGUUAAAACUGUUCAAUAUCAUGGUAAUAAGUAUAUACAUGUUCUCGGUUUGAAGUUACCUUACUAUCAAGCUGAAAGUUAUUGUAAUCAAGCAUUUCCGUCAGAAUCACAUUUAACAUCUAUACAAUCAGAAGAUGAAUGGAAAAUACUAUCAAAACACUUUGGAUCAAGCGAACCAAAUAAAAUAUGGUUAGGAGGAUUUGCGGAACUCGUCAGUUAUCAAUAUGUUGUUCUACGAUGGAUAGAUCGAACACCUUUUGAAUACAAUCGAUUUUCACUGAGUGAAAAAGAACGCUGGCGACAAAUCCUACAAAAAACCUUCCAAGGUUGUAUUGUCAGUGAUAUACAAAAGAAUGGUCAAGGUGAAUGGAGUCUUCAAUCUAUGCCAUGUGAUGAACCAAAAGAAUUCAUUUGCAAAGAAACUAAUUCCUAUAAUCCAAUGAAAUUGUUGCCUUACAACCAGCUAAGAUCACGUAAUUAUAGAAAACCACAUCAAUCACAUGUUAUGCAUAAACACAGAGAACCUUCAUUCAGCAUUUUACCAUUGUCUGACGAUAAUCAGAAAGUAAAAGUGCCAAUGCCUAAAAAGCUAGUUAUCGCAAAAGUGUCUAAUGAACAGGAAGUGCCACUGCCAACAGUUAAUACACAAACGACACAAACUGUACCGACACCGCUUCAAGUUCAACCAACUCCUACCAAUAAAACACUGCCGAACCCUAGACAUCAUAAACAUCGAGUUCCCUUGAAGGUACACCACAACAAGAAGACGAUGAUGACAACGAAUAAUACUGCUGACCAGGAUACAAAGAAACCGGACACCAAUAUUGACAAGAAUAAGAAGAGGGUGAAAUUUAUUAUCAUCGGUCCUAAUGGUCAAAAAACAGAAGUACUAGAAAACAAUAUUAAUCUUCAACCUGGACAAAUUUUAGAGCCAGGCACAUUGAACACUAAUUCUGGACCACUUACAAUUUAUCUUCAAGGUGUUUCUGUGCCAGGGAAUUAA